AUGGCGCACACGCCAUCGGAGCCGUUCACGCUUACUGGCGGCUGCUUCUGCAAAGCCAUCCGUUACAAAAUCACAGCCCCAGCUCGUGGCGACCGCCCCGGCCUUUCUGGCGUAGCAGACACCCGCGUCCCGCCUCUGCCUGGCAAGCCCAUCAGUCCGCUCGUCAAGCAAAGCGAUCAGCCCCGCAUCCCGACAAAGCUCCCAGUCAUCGACUUUGAUCACUGCGCCGACUGCCGCCAUGCCUCCGGGAGCGUUGCCCAAUGCUGGUUCAUAUGCCCACCGGAGUGGGUGGAGUGGACUCUGCGUUGCCGGCAAGGGUUCGGUAAGGAUGAGGAGGGCGGAACGGAAGUCCGUCUGACAACACUGGAGGCCUGUGUGUCUAGUACAGUCGAGGCGAGUACUACGGAAUCUACCAUCCCGGCGACGACGUACAUGGCUCAUUAUAAGUCCUCGUCGCGCGUCACGCGAACCUUUUGCGUGCAGUGCGGGACAAAUUUGACCUACCACUAUGCUCGGGACCCGUCGUCGUCGUCAUCCUUACCGCAAUUUCCAGCGCUUAUCGAUAUAACCACCGGAAGUCUAGAUGAUGGAAGUCUGGUACGGGUCCAUAUCGACCGACAAACGUGGUGGGAUUCGGGGGUUGGGUGGGUGAAGCGGAUUAUGAGAUGGGGAGAUGGCGAUCUAAUGAAGCAUCCGAAAGGGAUAACGACGCAAGAGAUAGUGUUUGAGUAA
This is a messenger RNA of Ophidiomyces ophidiicola, 732 nucleotides long. RefSeq lists its product as uncharacterized. The transcript has a single exon. The record is from RefSeq and is a predicted model, not a curated record. Bases 1 to 732 code for a protein of 243 amino acids. Lineage: Eukaryota; Fungi; Ascomycota; Eurotiomycetes; Onygenales; Onygenaceae.